AGAAACACACUCGCACCCAUUCUUGCACAGUUGUUUCUACAUAUCGGCGGCUUCACUUCCACUUUAUAAGACCCGCUGGUAAGCUGUGGACCUCGCUACUGGCUUCGUCUUAUCUCCUUUUCGAAAUCGCCAAACUGGAUCAACUGCGUAUUAAAAGAAAAAAAACCUCCUUGCAACUCUCUUCUUUGCUGUAUCGCUGGCUUACGGCUCCCUCCUGACCCAUGAGCUUUCACACCGCAGCCGCAGCCAACUCCGUGCCACGAGGGGAUGCACUCGAGCAAAGUGCGCUGUGGCACUUGGCUUUCUUCCAGCCGCUUGCAGCCCACUCCCGCGCCAUUCCAACGCUGAUGGCGGCGUCUGCGCAAGACGGCGUGGCUGCCGCGGUAGCCUACAGCGCUUCUCUGUUGGAGGCGGUUGGGUACACGAAAGCCGGAGGUGAGGUGCAGCCCUUUCUUCAGGCGUGCACCUUUAAUGUUGGCGUUGCGGCAUGCGCGGUUGGUGCAUCGGAGCACCCGCUCCGCUGGCUAGACGUCUUGUCCGCACGUGUGCGCCGCCACGCUGCGCAGCUCGUUUCAUCCCCACCCGAAGUGUCAAGUACGCUAACAACAGUGCUGCAAGAGACGCAGCAGCAGUACGAAACCGAAAAGUCCAGAGCGAGAAGCUCCGCGGUGCUCUCGCCAUGCGACGGCCUUUUCGUAGCCCUAACAGAUGAUUACCUGACGCAUACCUCCGCCGGACGACGUGCAGGUGUGCACUACGGGAGCCAUGCCUCUCUUUUUCAACUAGCACUACCCGCUCCCCCCUCUUCGUCGUCGUCGUCCUCUGCUGCUGGCACGGCGGAGCACCCUGCGGCGGUGCGGCAGCAACGGCAGUGGUGCGAGGCCCGUCUGUACGCUGCCCUCGCGUGUGCAGCGAGCAUCACGGCGCCUGGUCCAUUGGCGCGUCUGCUCGUUGCCUACGCGAACGCCCAUGACGGCCGGCUGCAGACUGUGGCGGACGACAACCUUUUCACCCAUUUGAGAGCUGUACACAGCGAUCAUGCAACGUUGUCUGUAGCGCUGCGAGACGCUACCGAGGAGGCCGGAGCUAAACGGCAGCACAAGCGGCAGGAGACGUCCGCGUUGGCGGAAGCGGCGGCGCAGGUGCGGGUGCGGCUGAGCGGCGUCGUGGCGGGUGUGUUGGAGUACGCUCUGCACGUGGCGCACACUCGCUCCGCUGCCACCGUCGCCGCACUCAAUGCUGUAGCGCACCCCGCACCUUCCACUGCCACACCACCCCUCGUGCAUCCCUUUUCUUCCGAGGAGUUGACGAACUUCUCAAGCGUCUCGCAGAGUGCUGUGCUGCUGCUUGUCCAGCUUACCGAGGAGGGUGGUCACUACACGCAGACAGCUUCGACUGCUGGGUCAGGCGCAAGGGACGCUGCGUCAGAGAGCACCGCGACAAGCGCGGCAAUGGAAAUUGUGCACGCUAUCCAAGAACUUCUUUUCACCGUUGUGCUGGGUGGCGGCACGCAGGCCAUGCAGAACAGACCAGAGCCCAUCACUUCGAAGAAACCGAUCUCCGCUGCGGCGACGGUUGCCUCUGCUGUGAGUGGCUCCACCAAUGCAACGGCAGCAGCAGCAGCGACACCUCUGUUAGUCACUACCACCCGUGGUGUCUCUUUGCCAGAGGCGGACACCAUUGUACAGGAGCUAUUUCCGGCGCUGGUGCAGCAGCUCGGUAUGGAGUGGCUGUGGUCACCUCUCUUACGGCAUUUAUCAAUGCUGGACAAACAGCAGCAGCAACAGCAGACUGCAAAGGCAGCUUCCAACAAUGGGGGUGGAAGGGAGGGCGCAACACCUUCGCAUCUCGCCCAGCUCCCCGUGCGCUGGAGCAGUCAUGCGUUGAUGGACGCGGUACUGCUUUCUGUGGCGCAGAAGACGUACCCGCAGCGUCUGCUGAACAUCUUACCGGGCAGCUACGAGCGACUGCUACGAAAUCUCAACUUGUUGCCACCAAUGCCGCUGCAGGGCGUCGACAGCGCAGCAGAAACCUCGACUGGCCGCGCACCUCAGGCGGCUCUCUUCGACAUGCCUGCCUACUACGCGGGGCCGGCGACCGCCCUUGCCUCCUACUUCCAACGAGCCGGUGUGUCGGGGCUUCGUCUGGACGAAGUGAGUCGUAUUCUGAUGACAGCGACGAGCAGUUACGCGAUGCUAGUGCGGCUGAAGGCGCAGGCGCCACCGCUCACGGAAGCAGGGGAGGAAGACGAUGAAAGGAUGAGGGAAGAGGAGGACAUCAACGGCAUUGAUAGCGCUGUUGAUGGAGGAGAAACGAAGAAGCCGGGCAAGAACAGCACGGCAGCUUUACCGCACACCUACGCACUGUCGCGUGAGCGUGUGAGCCACUUGAUGGCACGCUACGAGGGUGAAGUGCUUCUCGCCGCCGUGGUGGUCUACACCCAGCUGCGCAUCCCCAGUCAGGUGCAGCAGCUCAUGCGCACCCUGGCUCCCUUAUUUCUCAAGAUUCACCUUGACUGGCGUACCCACCACGACGGCAGCAUCGAUUCUUGGUUUUUGCAGCACAGCAGCGACGCCGCUACGGGCACGCGUAGUGUCCGCUUCAGCAACGAGGCCGUCGUGCUGCUCGACAAGGUUGGGUACGAGUUCUACCCACUGGAGUGGCUGCCGGCAAUCGCCGCGAGUGUGUGCGCGGCGUCGACCACAACCACUGGCCUCAGUAGCCCCUCUCCUCCCCUCCCGUAUUCUCUGUGUGCCGCAGUGAGCCAUCAGUUCCGUCUGCAGCUCCGCGGCACCCCCCUCGGUAGCAGCGGUGACGUCACCCUGCGGCAUCCCGCUGGGCCUCGCACGUCUGUUGUGAUGCCCUCUGCUGACACACUCGUUCUUUUUCCGGUCCAGGAAAAAGGCAGCGGCGGCGAGGCCGAGACCACGGCCGCGGCGUGGCGUAGAGCCGAGCGUUUCUUGUGUGGCUUCAUGCAGGCGUGCUACCUGGAUCCGAAGACAUCCUCGACGGAGUUGGAGGGCACCUUGGCGGUUUCGUCCACCCGUCGGGUGCUGACCACGCGUGAAGGACCCUCACAGGGCGGCUAUGGCGGAAGUGCCGUGGUGGGCGGGACGUUGCUCGUCACAUCGGCUGACAUCGCCUCGCAGCGGCUGCGCUCGCUCCUUCAGCAGCACGAGGUGCUCAAUGCGAUGUGGGGCUCGAUGGAGACCCGCGGGAAGACGGCUGCGUUGCGGAGUGGAGAUCGUGCCGGACAGCAGCAGCAGCAGCAGCAGCAGGAACAGCCGCAACGUGGGCGAAAGCGUUCACGCGAAGUUGCACCUCAAGAGCCGGAGCAUGCAGGAGGACCGCAACAGCUUCGCGCGAUGCGUCAGCUGCUUCUGGACUACGGUGCGUCCUCGUUUGAGACGACGGUGGAAGCCGUUGACUUCGCGCUCACGGUGGCGCAGGGCUUCCUGCCCAGCACCGCUGGUAUGUCCGCUGUCGCCACCAAACGGGCGAAGAAGAGCGAUGCGCUGCUCCACAGUGCGCUGGAGUGGAGCCGCGCCGUGGUCGGCUCGUCAGCCAACAGAGCGAGGAUUAACAUACUUUUGCAGCAACAGCAAGACUCAGCCGACGCCGUCUCCGGAGGUGCAAUAGCGUCGUUUUUGCCGCUGGGGAAUGCGUACAACAGUGCAACGCUCGACAUGGCGUGGCUGGCGCGAAGGACGCUGCGACACGUUCCAGGCCGCAUUUGGGAGAAGAUCGCGCUGCAACGAACUCAAGCCUAUGCCCUCGCACAGCGAGAGGCGAAGUGGGUGUCGCGACUGCCCGGCUCUUCCGUCACCGCUGCUUCUGGCGAUGAGGAGGAGAGAGUCUUGGAGAAGUAUCGGGUCGAUCCACUGCUCCUGGAACAGUGGACGCAGUGGGUACGGGUGUGGCAGCAGCUGGGACUAGCUGAUAUGAUGGGCGGUGGCGACAGCUUUGAGGCCCCGCUUUCAUCUUCUGUGGUGCCCAAGUCGGCAGAGGGGAUGAGCUACGCUCAGUGGCUGUGGUACUCUCCUUACUUUUUAUCGGAGUGGCUGAAGAAUUAG
Molecule: messenger RNA, 4073 nt
Organism: Leptomonas pyrrhocoris
Lineage: Eukaryota; Euglenozoa; Kinetoplastea; Trypanosomatida; Trypanosomatidae
Exons: 1
Coding region: 348-4073 (1241 amino acids)
Cellular component (GO): nuclear cap binding complex
Source: RefSeq, a predicted model, not a curated record